AAUGUCUAAAACUGGAUGAUAUAUAUUCUCCUCCGGGUGCAGCAGCGGUCUUCAGUACUCGCGCAUUUUUUUUCAAUCCGCACGGGCAGCAGGAGCGAAGACCAUGAGCAAGAGCCCGACCCAAUCGCCGGCACUCUUCCUCCUCGCUCUCGUGCUGCUGUCCGUGUACUUCCUCGUCCCAGCCUCGGCCGCCGGCAGCACGUUGACCCAGUCGAGCGCCAUCGCCGGCGGCGAGCAGCCUCAGCUGGUCUCCCCCAGCGACGUGUUCCGGCUGGGCCUCUUCCCCCUCGCCAACAACACCAAGUGGUUCCUCGGCAUCUGGUUCACGGUCUCCCCGGCCGCCGUCGUCUGGGUCGCCAACCGCGAACGCCCUCUAAACACCCCUUCCUCCGCCGUCCUGGCGCUCACCGCCCGCGGGAGCCUCGUCCUCCUCGACGCCUCGAGAAACAACGAGACCAUCUGGUCGUCGAAUUCCUCUUCCGCCGGUGCGGCCGUGAAGGCGGAGGCGCAGCUCCAGGACAACGGCAACCUGGUCGUGGUGGCCGCCACGGAUGAAGAACAACAACGGCAGGCGGUGAUCCUGUGGCAGAGCUUCGAGCACCCGACCAACACGUUCCUGUCGGGGAUGCGGUCCGGGAAGGACCUCCGGACGGGCGCGCUUUGGUCCCUCUCGUCCUGGCGCGGCGCCGACGACCCGUCCCCCGGAGCCUUCCGCUACGUGAUGGACACGGCCGGCUCGCCCGAGCUGCACGUCUGGAAGACGACGGACUCCGACGACGGGCACGGGCGGAGCAAGAAGACGUACAGGACGGGGCCGUGGAACGGGGUGCGGUUCAGCGGGAUCCCGGAGAUGACGACGUUCGAGGACAUGUUCGAGUUCCGCUUCACCAAUGCACCCGGCAGCGAGGUCUCCUACACGUUCCGGGACCGCGUGGUGGGCGGCUCCCAGAUGAUGUCCCGCGUGGUGCUGAACGAGUCGGGGGUGAUGCAGCGGAUGGUGUGGGACGGGCCGUCGGCGGCGUGGAGCAGCUUCUGGACGGGGCCGAGAGACCGGUGCGACACCUACGGGCUCUGCGGGGCCUUCGGGGUGUGCAACGUGGUGGACGCCGUGGUUUGCAGCUGCGUCAAGGGGUUCGCGCCGAGGUCGCCGGCCGAGUGGCGCAUGCGGAACGCGUCCGGGGGCUGCGCACGGGUCACGCCGCUGCAGCGGAAGUGCGCCGGAGCUGGGGAAGAAGAAGAGGUGGAAGAGGAUGGGUUUUACGUGCUGCGUGGUGUGAAGCUGCCGGAGACGCACGGGAGUGUUGUCGACGCGGGCGCCACGCUGGAGGAGUGCGGGCGGAGGUGCCUGGCUAACUGCUCCUGCACGGCGUACGCGGCGGCGGACAUCCGGGGCGGCGGGACCGGCUGCGUACAGUGGUUCGGCGACCUCGUGGACACGCGGUUCGUGGAGCCUGGGCAGGAUCUCUUCGUCAGGCUCGCGAAGUCGGACCUAGAGGCAACUACUAAGACCAACAAGCUGGUCGGGGUCAUCGCAGCGGUGGCUACAGGGUUCGCGCUGCUUCUGCUAUCGCUUGGCUGUCUGAUUUGGAGAAGGAGAAAGGCAUGGCGCAGCAGUAAACAAGCCCCCAUGUUUGGUGAAGCAUUCCACGAAUGCCCGACGUACCAGCUCGAGAUCAUCAGAGCCGCUACGGACGGAUUCUGCCCCGGGAACGAGAUCGGCCGCGGUGGCUUCGGCAUUGUUUACAAGGGCCGACUGUCAGACGGGCAGGAAGUCGCAGUGAAGAAGCUGUCGGCGGAGAACAAGAUGCAGGGCUUCAAGGAGUUCAUGAACGAGGUGGAGAUGAUCGCCAAGCUGCAGCACCGCAACCUGGUGCGCCUGCUCGGCUGCUGCAUCCAUGGCUCCGAGAGGAUCCUCGUCUACGAGUACAUGAGCAACAAGAGCCUCGACGCCUUCAUUUUCGCAGAUGCGAGGAGGCGUGCGUCGUUGAGCUGGAGAACGAGGAUGGAGAUCAUCUUGGGCGUCGCCAGAGGGCUUGUCUACCUCCACCAGGAUUCGAGGCACACCAUGAUCCACCGGGACCUCAAGGCCGCCAACGUCCUCCUCGACGGGGACAUGGUGGCCAAGAUAUCGGAUUUCGGCAUCGCCAGGAUUUUCAGCAGCAGCAGCAGCAACGCCGGACUUGGUGAUCUGGACUGCUCGUCGACGGUCACGGAGAGGAUUGUUGGCACAUAUGGUUACAUGUCACCGGAGUACGCCAUGGGCGGAAUGGUGUCGUUCAUGCAGGACGUGUACAGCUUCGGCGUGCUGUUGCUGGAGAUCGUCGGUGGCAGGAGGAACCAACGGAGUUUCAACCUCAUAGCCCACGCAUGGAAGCUAUUUGAAGAAGACAGGAGCCUGGAGCUCCUUGACCCGACCGUGCGCGGCGGCUGCGGGCCAGCGGAGAUGGAGCAGGCCGCCACGUGCAUCCAGGUUGGGCUGCUGUGCGUUCAGGAGAGCCCCAGCCAACGGCCUCCCAUGGCCGCCGUGAUCCAGAUGCUGUCGCACCAACAGGCGCCGGGGCGGCCGCGGCGGCCGGUGGUCUGCACACCAAUGAGCAAUCCGGCGGCGGCCCUUAUCGGCGUGCAAGAAGAGGUGGUCACCUCCGGCAGCGGCGAGCUGACCAUUACAAACCUCGAAGGCCGGUAGCGUGGACGUACUCCUACGAUGGAUGCAACUGCAAGCCAAGAUUGAUAACAUGACUGACGACUUCUCUGAAUGUAAAUGGGUAGAACAACAGGUCCUUGCAUCUACACGCAUCUGCACUCGCGAGCGUAAUUUAUACUUUCACCUGAAUUGGGCUUGCAUCUGUACUUAUCCGUGAAAAAUUAAUUUCAAGUUAACUUUAUUUAAUUUCAAGUGAAACAUUACAGAGUGUGACUAUAUCUCAGUCACCUGAUUUUUAAGACAAAUGAUUAAAUCUCA
Brachypodium distachyon (stiff brome) is the source of this 2962-nucleotide messenger RNA. Its product is annotated as receptor-like serine/threonine-protein kinase SD1-8. NCBI's taxonomy places the organism in Eukaryota, Viridiplantae, Streptophyta, Magnoliopsida, Poales, Poaceae. The transcript has 7 exons. The record is from RefSeq and is a predicted model, not a curated record. Gene Ontology annotation, biological process: recognition of pollen; protein phosphorylation. Bases 104 to 2686 code for a protein of 860 amino acids. Gene Ontology annotation, molecular function: protein serine/threonine kinase activity; ATP binding.